Seminavis robusta is the source of this 2683-nucleotide messenger RNA. Lineage: Eukaryota; Bacillariophyta; Bacillariophyceae; Naviculales; Naviculaceae. The record is from the annotation of a GenBank genome assembly.
GAGAUCGCAUUCCGCAUCGCAUUGCUUCAAAGGCCGCACCAUCGCUCUUGGUUUCCUUUGCUCCAGCCUCUUUCCUUAUCUUAUUGCUCUGUCUACUACCAGGUAGCUAGGCUUAAACCUCAAUCUAUUGUGCCAUUGAUCAACCUAACAGGACGCGAGAUAGGAAGAUGGCGGCAGCAAUGAAAAUGGACGAACUGAUGGUUCAGUGGUUGACCUCAGAUACCAUGUAUGAGAAUGUUUUGAAUUUGAUCGAAGAGAACAAAUUGGCGGCCCAAAAGCAGCAACAACAACAGCAGCAACAGCAGCAGCAACAACAACAGCAGCAGCAGCAGAAGCAACUGAAUCAAGAAGAUGACGAUGGAGCUGUGGAAAAUGACAAGGAUUCCUUGACCAAGGAUGCUUCCGAAGAUGGCAAUAGCAAUUCGUCUCCACGGUGUGUCAUUCCCAAAUUCUAUUUGGGAGAUCCCUCUCGUCCUAGGCGUCGGAGGCGAUUGCUGCCCAUGCCUCAGAGCGAUACCUGGGAACCUCUUCCAGAAGGAGAGAAACAGCCAGACCGGCCCUUUACGGAUUUGGGCAGCAAUAAUAGUAACAACAACAAUGCCGCAUUGGGAUUGUCCGGUGAAGACGCAUCGCCCGAGAUCACAACCGUGCCUUCCUCGACGCCCAUGAUGUGUGUCCGAGAUCAAGUACAGGCCGUCUACAAGGAAAUUGGACAAGGAGGGGAUGAUCUCCACCAAAAGUACAUUCCUGUGGCAGAAUUUGUCCGUGUCGCCAAGGAUAUUCUCCGAUUUCCCACCUUUUUUAAUGUACCACUUUGUCAGCGACUCUUGCUGCUCUGGCGGACUCACAAGAAUAUCAAUUCGCCCACUAUAAUGGAAGAACCCGCACCUGAAGAACCCAUUACUUACGAAAUGGUGGCUUGGUUCUGGAUGAAAGAGAUGGAACCCUUUGAUCCCCAGGAACGCUUCUUUCGGCUCUGCAAACAACCCCAUGCCGAGUACAUUGUUCGGGAUGACUUUUUGCCCUUUAUCAAAGCUCUUUUGAGUGAUCAUCCGGGUUUGGAAUUCUUGAGCAAUCAUGCUGAAUUCCAAGAAAAGUACGCUGUGACUGUCAUUACUCGCAUCUUUUACUGCGUCAACAAGUGCCAUUCGGGACGCAUCACGUGUCGACAAAUCAGACGCAGUGACCUACUCGAUGCCUUCUUGCAGGUAGACGAAGAGGAAGACAUCAACAAGGUUACACGAUACUUCUCCUACGAACACUUUUACGUGCUCUACUGCCGAUUCUGGGAACUAGAUCACGAUAGGGAUUACCGUAUCACACGCGAGGACUUGUUAAAGUAUGGAGAUCAUUCGCUCAGUCACAUGAUUGUGGAUCGGAUCUUUGAUGCUGCUCCUCGACCUUUUGAACAUCCUGCUGCGUUGGACAACGACGAAGAUGGCAAUCAACAGCCGCCGCCCAUCAAUCGCGAAUACCUCUCUUACGAAGACUUUAUCUAUUUCAUGUUAAGCGAAGAAGACAAAGCCAAUGAUGUCAGUGUUCGAUACUGGUUUACCUGUGUCGAUGUGGAUGGUGACGACCGUCUCAACAAUAUGGAGAUGCGCAGCUUUUAUGCCGUGCAGUUACAUCGCAUGCAAUGCAUGGGACACGAAAUCGUACCCUUUGAAGAUAUGCUGUGUCAAAUGAUGGAUAUGAUCAAACCGGCAUCGACCGACUAUCUCAUCGUGGAAGAUUUCUUGCAAACGGAAUGUGCUCCCGUCGCUGGAGCUCUUUUUGAUGCUUUGUUCAACCUCAACAAGUAUCUGCUAUUUGAGCAGAGGGAUCCCUUUGUGGAACGGCAAAAGCGCGAAGACGAAUUCGAAACCGACUGGGAUCGAUUCGCUUGCAUUGAUUACAACCGGUUGGCCAUGGAGGAGGAGGCCCGGGAGGAAGAGGCUAUGGAGAUCGACUGGGUUACUGUGGACGAUGAAGAAGAAGAUGGUCUUGUUGGCAGCAAUGCUGUGGUGGGAGGCAAUCACGGAAUGCAGAUGCAAGUACAACAACCUGAUGAUUACAUGGGCGCUGGUGGUUACGGCGGAGGUGGUGUUUCCAGCAGCGAAGCGCCUUUCUGAAUUGCUUCUUUAUUAUUCCUUUAGACCGGAGAAGAAGUUGCACUCUCCUCGCCUUAUCGGGUCUUACCAACAUUACCAAUAUAACAGUUACUGAUCUUUAGAAUAACCUACGCCGUUGAGCACGCUUGUAUCUGAAGCUAGAAAGCACUUUCUAAACGGAUAUUAACGCGCUGUCCACGGGCUCGGGGAUGGAAUGUUUUCCGCACGUAGGCAUGCUGAGAGCGUUGUCGCUUUCGUCUUUGAGGGCUUGGGCUCUUUGCUGGUCAGCGCCUCUUCACAGUCGUAGUCGCAGCACCGGAAAACCAAUGGGCCCCGUCUAUUACCGGUACCGGUACCAGUAUGCAAGUGACUGAUACAUUUAGUUAUUUGAGUGUUUUCGGUGCAGUGCAUGCGCGGCAGGCACGGCUGCGCUGAGAGCGUUGUCUUUUAGAACACAAAACUGGGACAACUUCUAUUAGGAUACAAGGAUCCAGGCUUGCCCUACAAUAGAUGCAACUAUGAUUAUGAACUACCACAACUAGCUAGUACCACUACAACUACUAUAAAGAAUGAAGCAAUGAUUUUGUUUUGUA